AAGUGUCCCUUCAAAAUAGAUUUACUAUAAUAAUCACACUAUAUUUAAUUAAUAAUGAUAAUAAUGCAACCUUACAGAUCAAGUUCACGAACUUAUUUAAUUAGCCUUAAUGUACCACUUCACAAUUUCUACUAUAUAUAUAUAGCUCACAAGCCUUUUGUGCCACACCAACAUUUCUAAUUAGGAACAUUUUCUCAUCUUCUCAACCAGAAACUUGUGUAGAUCAUGGCUGGCAUAGCAUUUGGACGCUUCGAUGAUUCUUUCAGCGUGAGCUCUAUUAAGGCCUAUGUUGCUGAGUUCAUCUCAACUUUUAUCUUUGUUUUUGCUGGUGUUGGUUCAGCCAUAGCCUAUGCUAAGUUGACAUCAGAUGCAGCUCUUGAUCCUGUUGGUUUAGUAGCUGUUGCUAUUUGUCAUGGUUUUGCUUUGUUUGUUGCUGUUUCCGUCGGAGCCAACAUUUCUGGAGGACAUGUCAACCCUGCUGUGACUUUUGGGUUGGCUAUUGGAGGACAGAUCACAAUCCUCACUGGUAUCUUCUACUGGAUUGCACAGCUUCUUGGUUCCAUAGUAGCAUGCUUACUCCUCAAGUUUGUCACAGGAAGCUUGACAAUUCCUAUCGAUAGUGUGGCUUCUGGUGUUGGAACAUUUGAAGGAGUUGUAACUGAGAUUAUCAUAACAUUUGGAUUGGUGUACACAGUGUAUGCCACAGCAGCUGAUCCUAAGAAAGGAUCAUUAGGGACAAUUGCACCAAUUGCUAUUGGUUUCAUUGUUGGUGCAAAUAUCUUAGCUGCAGGCCCAUUCUCUGGUGGAUCAAUGAAUCCAGCACGUUCAUUUGGGCCUGCAGUUGUUAGUGGUGAUUACCAUGACAAUUGGAUCUAUUGGGCUGGACCUCUUAUUGGUGGUGGUUUGGCUGGUGUUAUCUAUGGCUAUGUCUUUAUGCCAUCAGAUCAUGUACCUUUGAGUAGUGAUUUCUGAUUUUAUUGAGGUUAUUUUGUUGCUUAUGUGAUUUGAGUUUCUCUUCAAUAAAAAAGAACUCAUUCUUUUCUUAUUAGCUUUUAUCCUUUUGUUUUUUGUUGCUUUCAAUUUAAUGUAAGGUAUAUGGACCAUUGUUUUCAAGUAAGAUUAAUUCAAGAUGUUGUCCAAGGAGUGCUGUUCUUUUAUAAAUAAAAAUGAGAUAGUUUCUUUUUGA
Molecule: messenger RNA, 1186 nt
Organism: Trifolium pratense (red clover)
Lineage: Eukaryota; Viridiplantae; Streptophyta; Magnoliopsida; Fabales; Fabaceae
Product: aquaporin TIP2-1-like
Exons: 3
Coding region: 226-972 (248 amino acids)
Biological process (GO): water transport; transmembrane transport
Cellular component (GO): membrane
Molecular function (GO): water channel activity
Source: RefSeq, a predicted model, not a curated record